AUGGAGACGGUUAAGGCGAUUGAGAAGGCGAUUUGUCGAUUUCUCACCAAUUUGGUGACGGUUUUUAGUUUUUUGGACGGCGUAGUGGGAGAUUUGGAGGUUUCGAUCCACUAUCUGUCGGUUAUACCCACGUCAAACUCCUCUAUACGACGUGAAGCAGUUUCUACGGAAGUUAUCGGAAGAGGUUUUUUGUAUAAAUGGAGAUCCAGAGUUCCAUCAAUUCCCUCAUCUUCAACAAAUAUCUCUUCUUUGUUGUAUUACCCAUUCCGGUAUUACGAAAUCAUUAGCAAAAUGGCUGACAACUUACGACGCCAAAUUCAAGAUCUAGAUCUGGGUGCUCAUGACGAACCAGUUUUGCUUCCGGUCGAUUUCGUGGAACAGGCGGCGGCGGAGAACCGUUUCAUUCUCAUUGGUCGUCCAACAAUGCCACGACGCCAAAAUCUCCGCUCACUUAUUGCGGUGCUUCCCGGAUCUGGAACCAACCAGAGGUCCAUGGCCGCAUAA
Microthlaspi erraticum is the source of this 504-nucleotide messenger RNA. Lineage: Eukaryota; Viridiplantae; Streptophyta; Magnoliopsida; Brassicales; Brassicaceae. The record is from the annotation of a GenBank genome assembly.